AUGCCACCAAGAAGAGAGAACCCCGAAGUUGCACGACUUGUGUCAGAGCAACUAUUGGCCGCAUUACCCAACAUUGUCAGUCAAGUGGCGGCAGGGCUUAAUGCGAACCAAUCAUCAAACCCUGAACCUAGACCACCCAGAGAAUGCACUUACAAGUCCUUCAGAUCUUGCAAUCCAAAAGAAUUCCGUGGGACUGAUGGGGCUGUAGGAUUAUUGACAUGGAUAGAGAGUAUGGAAUCCGUCCUCCAUAUUAGCAAGUGCUCUGAAACAAACAAAGUAGAAUAUGCAGCUUGUUUGUUGCAAGGAAGGGCACUCACCUGGUGGAAUGCAUUGGUACAGGCCAGAGGUCGAGAAGUGGCUAAUCAACUACCAUGGGAGGAGUUCAAGAAACUCCUCAAGGCCGAAUACUGCCCCAGAAGCAAACUCCAGAAGCUAGAAAUGGAGUUAUGGAAUCACGAAAUGAAAGGGGAUGAUAUAGCUGUGUAUACGGCUCGAUUCCAUGAGUUGGCAAAUCUAGUGCCACACCUAAUGACACCAGAGGAAGUUCGCAUUGAGAGGUAUAUUUGGGGGUUGUCACCAGAAAUUAGGGGAAACAUCACCUCGGCCAACCCGAAGACGCUUAAAGAAGCCAUCAUUAUUGCAACCAAACUCACGACUAACGCGGUUCGUUCAGGAGAAUUUUCCAAGGGGAAAAGAAAGGUGAAGGAGUAUGGAAAUCGAAGACUUGGGGGAAAAUAUGACAAGAAUAGGAGAACGAUAGGAAAUUUCGGAGCACAGACUCAGAAGGUGAAUCAAAGAGAUAAGGCCAAGUGCAAUAGAUACAAAUACCCGCACUGGGGAAACUACUUCACUUGUCAAAGGUGCCAUCUCGGGGGUCAUACAGCAAAGGAUUUUCGGAAAUGA
Messenger RNA from Cynara cardunculus var. scolymus (artichoke), 903 nucleotides. RefSeq lists its product as uncharacterized. The record is from RefSeq and is a predicted model, not a curated record. The transcript has a single exon. NCBI's taxonomy places the organism in Eukaryota, Viridiplantae, Streptophyta, Magnoliopsida, Asterales, Asteraceae. Bases 1 to 903 code for a protein of 300 amino acids.